GAAUAUGUGAUUUUAAUAACCUUCAUAAACGCGCUAAGUUGCUGGUUUGAAAAAUAUCAAUUAAUAUUUCUGUAUUCUCACAUAGAACACAACAAUUGGAAAAAGAAUUAAAGAAUUUUACAUAAAUAUACAGGAAACAUACCAAACAGUACACAACACAAAAAAAACCUGUCAUGGCCAUGGGAGCACGUGGCGGUGACAGUAAAGAGCGAUUUAUCUCCCCUUCCCGGAAGUUUACAUUGAAUGUUGACAUGUGUUAUGAGGAGAAAAUGGGGUGCAAAAAAAAACUUUUUGGGUUCGACUAACAAGUCCUUGAUAAGUAAUUAUGUGAAGAUUCUUAACAUAUACUUACUUUCCUUUAUUACACACAGAUGGAUUCGUCAUACAUCGCAUGCAAAUUCGUCUGCAUCCUGAUUGUUUACGCGGUAUUUUUGAGAAGCUUUUUCCCUAUACGAAAUGGCUUACCGGGAUUUUCUGUGCAAUCCGAUUUUUCAAUCGGGCUUUUCAGCAAAAAUGCUACUCUCGAUUCAAAGACUGAGUCUUCUUUUAACCCUCCAGUGUUUGAGAAAAUGGUGUUUGUCUUGAUCGAUGCUUUGAGGGCCGACUUUGUCCUCGGCAAACAAUCUCCAAUGACCAACUUGCAGGAUUUGUGGACGAAAGGGAAAGUGAUCAGGUACAUCGCCAAGGUCCACCCUCCCACGGUCACCUUACCAAGGAUCAAGGCUUUGACUACUGGCAGUAUUCCUGGGUUUGUGGAUGUGGUGCUGAACUUUGGCUCCUCAGAACUACAUGAGGACAAUAUCAUUGACCAGAUGAAGAGAGCGAAGAAGAGGGUGAAGUUUUAUGGAGAUGACACCUGGAUCAGAUUGUUUCCCCACCAAUUUGUAGAGUCGGAUGGUACCACAUCAUUUAUUGUAACUGAUUAUACAGAGGUGGAUAACAAUGUCACUCGACAUGUGUCACCGACCCUCAGAACUGGACAGUUUGAUGUCCUGAUACUUCACUAUCUCGGACUUGACCACAUUGGUCACAUGGCGGGUCCUACCAGCCCGUUGGUUCCACCCAAACUUCGGGAGAUGGACUCUAUCAUCAGGGAUAUAUACCAGCUUGUGGAACAGGACACAGAGAUGGACACCCUUAUAGUUGUAUGUGGGGACCACGGAAUGAGUGACCAGGGGGGUCACGGAGGUGCCACGCCCAGCGAGACCAGGGUUCCACUUCUCCUUAUCAGCCCCAGGUUUACCCUUCACAGAGAGGAGAAAACCAUUGAAGUUGAUCAGGUUGACGUGACUCCGACUCUCUCAGUGCUGUUUGGUUUGCCGAUACCUAAGAACAAUCUCGGGGUGAUAAUUUACGAUGCUCUAGAUGGGUUCUGUACAGAGGAUAGGGUGAUGGCCCUGUGGAAGAACGCUCUACAGGUUUCAAGGGUUUUAGAGUACAACGAUGCCGACUGGAAAUUUGAUGAAGGAUAUUUGGAAUUCCAAAGACUGACAAAGGUCCAUCAUGAUUGGUUGAUGUCCAAAUCAAGUGGAGUGUCCCGUUCUGAUUGGCUGGCAGAGGGAGAUAAGAUCGGAAGACGGUACAUUGAGGCAAUCAAGACAAUGACUGAAAAUAUCUCUUCCUCUCUGACACAGUAUGACAUUUACAGCCUCAUAGUCGCCGUAGCAACACUUUGGCUAAUACUGACCACACUGGUGUUAGAGCUUCACCUAUCUCCAGCUGACCAAGGUCAAGACCAGACACAGACCAUUGUUUUGUAUAUCCCCGUCACCUUGACGAUAAUGUUUGGACACGUGAUGGUCUGUACCACCUUUUCCACUGGUCAGUUGUGUCGGACUGACCCUUCUGGACUUGUCCUGCAGGGCCUCAUCCUGGCUGUGGUGUGUGGGUCAGCAGCUGAACUAGUGGUCAAAUUCAUUCAAUUCUGGUCUCUUAGAAAAAGAAAGGUGCGGUCCUCUCAUUCCUUGGGUGUGUCCAGGCCCCUGGGUGUUGGGCUGACCCUGGGGACAAUCUGUCACACCCUGAGUCUUCUGUCCAGCAGUUAUGUGGAGGAAGAACAUCAGACGUGGUAUUUUUACACAGUGACGAUACACUUGGCUCUGGUUACGUUCACUCUCGGUACAUACAUAUCAAGUGUUCAUACUACAAACAUACAAUGUCCAGAGACAAAACAGUACCAGGCUUAUGACGAAGACAGAACAGAUCAGGGAGAAAUGAAACAUAUAGAUGGAGAGAUGGAACAAAAGAAGGAAGAAAAACAUUUUGAGCAGGUGAAAGGUUUCCCUGGCCGUACAGUGAUGGCGGCCAUUUUGAUUUUAGUCCUUUGUAGAGUGCUGAGGACGUGGAAUCAAACCGGGAAUAAAUGGCUGGAUCAACCAGACGUAGGGGACUGGCUUGUCAUGUUGUGUGAUUUUAUUCAAAUCCCCAGGCCAGAGAAUAAGUGUUUCCUUUCUGUGUUGAUGGGCGUUGCCCUCAGUGUGGUUGUCGUGGUGAAGUGGGCGGGGCAGUCCUGUGUACAGAGGGGCGUGUUUGUGGCGGGGCUGAUCUGUAUUUACUGGUACAGAGUUACUACAGGAGCUGUUGAUGAUCCUUUCCAGAUUCUUCCAACAGACAAAGGGACGAGGCCGGCCCAGCUGGUAUAUGUACUAGCAGGGGUGUGUAUACUGCAUCCUUUCAUCGUACAUGUCCUCAGAUGUUUACAAGGAGACAGAAAAACAAAACCCUAUGUGGCCAUUUCUUUCUGCGGAUCACUUCAGUCCGCCUGUAUCCUGCUUGCUUUAUUGCUCAGUAAACCACACAAUGUGGCUAUGUUUGUAAUGGUAGUCCUUCAAGAACAUCUGGCAGAUUGUACGUUACUGCGGCACAUUUCGCUGUCGACGCCGACAGUCACACUUUACUAUCUCUGGAUGGGCAUGGCGGCUUUCUUCUACCAGGGUAAUUCAAACAGUAUAUCAACUGUGGAUGUUUCUGCUGGUUACACUGGUCUGACCGACUACCAGCCAGUCCUCGUCGGCUUCCUCAUUGCUUUGUCAACGUACAGCGGCCCUGUGUUCUGGCUGGUCAGCCUGGUCAGACAUGUGACCUCAACACUGGACAUCCAUCAUAUUUAUUACCAUACCAGGUUGAAGGUGUUGAUCUUGGAAAUAUGUACAACUCUGUGUUGGACACGCGCCCUCCCCCUGGCUGUGUACUCGGCGUUAGUGACUCUACAGAGACACCAUUUGUUUGUGUGGACUGUAUUCUCACCCAAACUUCUGUAUGAGGGAGCCCUCACUCUCCUCAUGGCAGGGUUUUCUAUACUCUGUUUAACUUUAGUAAAAUUCAAAAUAUAACCUAAACACACCAAG
Molecule: messenger RNA, 3347 nt
Organism: Pecten maximus
Lineage: Eukaryota; Metazoa; Mollusca; Bivalvia; Pectinida; Pectinidae
Product: GPI ethanolamine phosphate transferase 2-like
Exons: 13
Coding region: 372-3332 (986 amino acids)
Biological process (GO): GPI anchor biosynthetic process
Cellular component (GO): endoplasmic reticulum membrane
Source: RefSeq, a predicted model, not a curated record